Messenger RNA from Rhodofomes roseus, 726 nucleotides. RefSeq lists its product as uncharacterized. The record is from RefSeq and is a predicted model, not a curated record. Lineage: Eukaryota; Fungi; Basidiomycota; Agaricomycetes; Polyporales; Fomitopsidaceae. The transcript has 2 exons. The coding region runs from base 1 to 726 and encodes 241 amino acids.
AUGGAGCCGAAACAAAAGACAUCUACACCAGUCCCGAGCCUCAACGAGGCUUGGAAACGCCAUAUCCGGGAGCAGCUAUUCCCAGACGAUCAACAACGGUUCCACGUAGUAGAAGCCCGACUUGACACACUCGAGCCUCCCCACACCGAGUUCGACUGUAUUGUCUCCCCCGCGAACUCGUACGGGAUCAUGGACGGCGGAUUCGACUACUACCUCUCCGAAGCCCUCUCACCCAAGGGCGACAUCAUGGCGCUCACGCGGUGCGCACAAGCCGCACUGAAAGCCCGUCACUUCGGCUUCGCCCCUCCCGGCACCUGCACGCUCGUCCCGCUCAGCGCCGAGCUCCGUGAUAACCCGCGCUUCCCCCGCUGCCGCGUCCUCGCGGUCUCCCCGACGAUGCGCUACCCGGUCGACGUCAGCUGGCACGAGGACCUCGUGUACAACACCAUGUGGAGCCUGCUGGUGGAGGUCGAACGGUGGAACGAGCGUGCGGAUCGCGAGGGGGAGGGAAGAGGGCGGAUACAGAAGGUGUGCAUGACUGGCUUUGCGACGGGCGUGGGCGGGGCAAGCAAGGAGGUCUGUGCGCGCCAGAUGGUGCUUGCGGUUAAGCACUUCUUGGAUGUGGUGAGCGAGGAAGGUCGGAAGCGGUGGGCGAGGAAGGACUUCCCGAUGUGGAAUGACGUAUUACCGAUCGCGGAGGACGUUGUACGCAAAGGCACUGAGUGA